Messenger RNA from Brassica rapa (field mustard), 2786 nucleotides. RefSeq lists its product as uncharacterized. The record is from RefSeq and is a predicted model, not a curated record. NCBI's taxonomy places the organism in Eukaryota, Viridiplantae, Streptophyta, Magnoliopsida, Brassicales, Brassicaceae.
UUUUUAAAUAUGUUUUUUUUAAUUUACAUGUCUAAUGAUGAUCAGACCCGGCCUCGACAGCGUCGUGGUCGUGGUGGUACGGGGAGCCAGUCUCGGAGUUCGUCCAGCCAUAUUCAGGAUUCGCUUCGCCCGACAGCUCUUACCAUACAUCCCCCUCUCCAUUUCCCGCUCCUGCUCCUCCGGGUCCUCCGGGAGUGAUGAGUGUUGCGGAGUUGGUUCGACAACCCGGUCGUGACCAUCUUCCCUAUCUCAAUCUGUAUCCAUAUGGACGGGUUCAAACAUGGUAAUUAAACGUAUUUUUUUCACUAAAAUUUGAUUCAUUAUUAAUAAUUUGUUCUUUUUAUUAGGUUCAACUGAUCCGGAAACGGGAUCAGCGCAUUGGUCAACCGUAUGAUGUACUCGGUCCUCGACAAGGGACAUCCGACUUUCACUGACUUCCCUACCGACAAGCAGCAUCUGUGGUUUCGUCAGUUUGCGGUAAGUAUUCUAAUUUUUUACUUAUAUUUUUAAUCUUUAAUAUAAAUUUUCUACUAAUUGUGUUUUUUUUUCAGCAAGAAUUCAACUGGAAUUCUGAUGAUACGCUCUUUAUCUAUCACCAUUUCGUCCAUAAAGUUAUGGACAACUAUGGGAAGCAGAUGUACUAGUGGAAGAAGAAGUGGGAAAUAAACAAGGUGGCUUUUAAUUUAUUAAACAAUUUUUUAAUUUACUAAACUAUUUUUUUGUUUAUUUAACUAUUUUUUUUUUUUUAUUAUUAAAAGGUCCCAAAGUCGAUGAACGACACGGUCUGGAAGGAGUUGUGUGUGCAUUGGGAUAAGGAAGAGACGAAAGAAACUUCUUCCACCAACUCCACCAACCGCAGGAGCGAUCGUAAAGGGAAGGGCGUCUUCAAGCAUAACUUGGGUGCUCAAUCUAUUGCUACUCUGGGGGAUCGCAUGGCGGAAGAAAAUGAUGGCGAGCCGGUUGAUGAUCUCGCCCUAAUGAAGAGGGCAUAUGCCAACAAGAAGACCGGCCAGAUUGAUGAUGGUCUUGUGAGGGACAUGGUCACCCUGGUUCAAACUCAGGUGCAAGACGAAGUGUCUCAGUUUCAAACCGAGGAUGACGAUUCGACGGCUUCGACCAACUUGUCUCGGGUUCGAAUCAAUGAAAUCGUUGAAUAGGUAAGUUCUUUUUUUUUUAAGUUCAAUUCAUUUAUUUCUUGAGUUUUAUUUUAUCAUCUUUUAUAUUAUUUAAAUUUGGCUAUUUUCUAUUUCAGUCGGUUCCAAAGAAGAAGGGACGUUUGGUCGGUUUGGGUCGUCGCUCCCGGUCGGCUGCUCAUUUUUCUGCACCACCGCCCUUUGUUGAUCCAGAAGUACUUACAGCUCAGUUGAAGGACAAGGAUGAUCGCAUAUCUAUGUUGGAGACCCAGAUGGCGGCUCAACAGGCGGGCAAUAUGGCACAGAAGAGGCUGAACGAGCAAAUGAUGGAGAUGAUGAAGAGGAUGUACCUGAACGUGCAAGACCCGUAAUUUUUUUUUUGUUUUUUCAAAAACUCGGAAUGUUUUAUUUUUAUUUGUACAACUUUGAAUAUUAUCUAAUAUGUUUUCAAUUUUAAUUUUAAUUUUAUAUUUUCGAAUUUAAAUUUCAAAAAUUUUAAUUUAAAAAAAAAUUAAUUUUUUUUGAAAUUUCGAGGAAAAGAACCCUCGGAAAUUUUCGACAAACAUUUCCUCAGAACAAUUCCGAGGGAUUCUUCCUCGGAAUUUUCCGAGGGCUCCUUUAUUCGAAAUUUUCCGAGAGCUCCUUUCCUCGGAAAUUCCCGAUGAAAUUCCGAGGAACAUUUUGUCAGAACUUCCGAGGAUUGGACCAUCGGAAAGUCCAUCGAAAUAUUCCGAGGAAGUGCUCUCUCGAUAUAUUCCGAGGACCUUUCCGACGAACUGGUGGUCCUCGGAGUUUCCUUGAAAAUUCAUUUCCUCGGAAUUCCGUCGGAAAUUUCCGAGGAAAAAUGAAUUUCCGAGGAGUUAUUUCCGAGGACAUGUUUCGUCGAUAUGUCGUCGGAAUAACGUUAUUCCGACGACAUACCGACGAUUUUUUCCCUCGGUAUGCUGCUGUUUUCUUGUAGUGAAAAAACAAAAUGGAUGGUCUUACCUUAAGUUUCUGGGCUUCUUCAAGUUUCCCUUUCAGAUGAAGCUGUAAGAAUUUAGCAGCCAAUUGACUCACGCUUAACGAUUUCAUAUUGGGAAGAGUCGCUUCAGUGAUCUCCACGAGUUUCUACGAUUUCCACUUAUUCAUUCUUUUGCUUAGAAAGCAUUUUUCUUUCAUGAACCUUUCAUCAUCUGAAAACUUAUUCAACUGAGCUGCAGCUUCAGAUAUCAGCUUCGAGAUUUUCAUAUCUAUGGGUUUGGCCUUUUUUCCCCCAAGAUAAUUAACAUGAGCUUUUUUCGUGUUAGGUUUUGCUGUACUACUAGUUUUAUCCGUUCUUUUGGUUUUGCUGUGUUGAUGCAGAUUUUGGAGCAUCUGCAUCAAUAUUUGAGUUCAAUGGGUGCUAAAUCUUCUUCUAAUUCACUUGUGUUGCUAGUAUUGUGGCUUAUGAUCACUCAGCGUAUGGUAAACUAAUCCUUCUUGGAUUGUAACAUUAGUCUUUUGCUGAAAGUUGUGGAAUUAGUAGUAAUCCAGAUUUCUUUUUGUUUUGAGAAAAAGUAAUCUUGAUUUCUUCUGUGGUUAAAACGACAGAAACCUUGUAGAGUAAUUGUUUUGGAUUCUUUGUAGUAGUGUUUUUGUAUAAAAAUGACUGAGAAAAGUUAUUUGUCUUCA